Messenger RNA from Sphenostylis stenocarpa, 1830 nucleotides. The record is from the annotation of a GenBank genome assembly. NCBI's taxonomy places the organism in Eukaryota, Viridiplantae, Streptophyta, Magnoliopsida, Fabales, Fabaceae.
AUGGCAAAAGUGGUUCGACCGAGUUCUCAUCGAAUUGGCUCAGGGCCUUUGAAAAGUGGAUCUAUGGUUAAAAAGAAGACACCUUCAGAACUUAGGGGAGAGCUAUUGAAGCGGUCAAGCUUUCUGGACCAUACUGCUGAAUCUCCAUCCCCUUUGGCUGAUCCUACCAAGAACAUUGAGGUGAACAAUGGAUUAAAACAAUCAGGGUUGUGGAGGGCCCCUAGAUACACUGAUACACGGGUCGAUGAGGUAUUUGCUGCAAAAAAGCCCAGGUUUAAAAUUGCAUCUGGAAAGGAAAAUGCAAAGGAAAUUCCAUCUUUUGCUCAAACUAGUAAGCUGAAAAAUCUUUCAGUUUUUUCGACUUUGGAAGUUAAGGGACAGCAAGAGAAUUCAUGCUUGGAGAAUUUUGUUGUUUCUGGUGAGGCCAGCAAAAAUAGUGUCUUACAAUCUUGUCAAAUAUUUGAAAAGUGCAGCCAAGGAAAAUUUCGAAGCGUUUCUGAGCUUUCAUCAGCUGCCGAUACAUUUUGUGCCUCAGGUGCUAUUGACCUGGGAAAAGCAUUAAGAGGACUAGCUGCACAUAAAGCAAAUUAUACUAAUGACACAACUGCUGAUUUGGCUGAAGGACACGCUGGUUUAGGGAAUUUCUUAUCUGAAUGGCAUUUACCUGGCCAGAAGGUCCCUUUGGAUCUUACUCUAAAAACCAGCAUGCGGAUUGUAUACUCCACUUCUGUGAAUUGGUCAGUUAUGCGUGGUACCAUGCCUCAAUUAGCCUUCCAUCAUAGUUAUUUAAAGAGUGAAAAUAUGAGAGGUCCAGAGGGCUUAAAUUCAUGGAUGUAUCCUCAAUCCAUUCUACCGCCUUCUUUAAUAUCAGUCUUGAGCUCAUCAACAUCAGAUGGAGAAUUGGAUUUCUUAAGGAAACGGCAAGUAGCUUGGGAAGAAUCAUUCCGGGACCUCUAUUACAUGCUUCGAAAGAACAUUUGUGGCCUUUUCUAUGUUUGCACUGCCCAGUUUGUGGUGAUGUUCACUGGCGGUGACAGCUCUGGGAAAUACAAAUGUUCGUGCAAUGCUUAUAUCUCUCAGUCAACCCAAGGUUUAAGAUCAUUGUUAAGAGAACAUGAUCUCUGUUUCUCCAUGCCUCUUUGCCAUUCGAAAGUGGAACAAGUUGCAACUGAGGAUCUAGUUGAGUUGUCAGAGAUAGAGAAGCAAAACUUAGGACAGAUCAGGCGAUUAGGGUCUUUCUCUGAAGUUGAUAAUAGUCCAGAAUCUUUGCUGGUAUUUAGUGGAAACAACAAUGUACAUGCUUUAUACGACCUCUUACUCAAUUACAGAUUUCUCUUGACUUCACUGUCUAGCGUGGACGUACCUGUCUUGUGCUCUCCCGUGCCAUUUCGAAAUUCUGCUCUGUCUUCUCCUGAUAUCAAAUGCAUGGAGACAAGACGAGCCGAAGAUAUAGCUGCUUCUCAUAAUGGGUCUAUUAGGAAAGAUGGGGAAUCUAUACAAGAAUCACCAGAUAGCAUUUGUACCAUUGAAAUUAAGGAUGCACUUCUCCCACCUUGGAUUAUUUGUCGUAUGUGUGCAUUGAUGUCCUCUGAAGGAAGAAGCUUCGAGGCAAGUUUUGCGACGGAUUCUAGCUCAAUUGGUUUGAAUGUUGCCUUAAAAUCAGUUUGUGAGAAGCCGGAAUCUAAAGCUGCUGAUAGUGAAAGCUUACAAGACCACAUAAAUACUUUCGGCAUUUCAGAAGCUGUAGUCACUUCUCGACUGUGUUCAUCUUCAUUAAAAGGUGUAAAGUACAGUGAUGGUUCUUAUACAGCAUCACUAUCCCUUGUAUGA